Molecule: messenger RNA, 3462 nt
Organism: Plasmodium vinckei vinckei
Lineage: Eukaryota; Apicomplexa; Aconoidasida; Haemosporida; Plasmodiidae
Product: conserved Plasmodium protein, unknown function
Exons: 3
Coding region: 1-3462 (1153 amino acids)
Source: RefSeq, a predicted model, not a curated record
AUGGCAAAUGCUGUAAUAAAGAAACAAAAAAUAAAUUGUCUGAAUUAUAAAACAUGCAACAUUGAUGAGAAAAAAAAAGAUAAUAAAGAAAACAGAGUAAUAUAUAUUGAUAGUUACAAUAGUGGAAAAAUAUGGUUACACGAAAAAAUAAAUAAUUUAUGUCAAAUAAUAUUCAAAACAAAUAAUGAAAAUGAAUAUGGAAAAAAUAAAAGAAAAAAUAAUACCAUUUACAAUAUUCCAAAUGCUAAUAAAAAAAAGAUCAUUUUAAACACAAGUUAUAGAAACACAUUUGAUCAUAUGACAUUAUUAAAAUCAUUGUUAUGUAUUUAUGAAUUUUAUAAUAAAGAAAAUGUUCAAGAUGAAAUAUCUCCUCAAUCAUGUAAUGAAUUAACAAAAGAAUCACAUAAUAUUAUAAAGACAAUAUCACCAAACAAUGAACAUAUUUAUUCUGAAAUAAAUAACUGUCAAAACAAAAAUAAUAAUAUAAUAAACUAUAAAAUAAAUGAAAAUAAAAGAUUGUCAAAAGAUAAUAUAAAUAAUAUGUUUGUUAAUUUAAUUAAUGAAAAAUAUGGAUUAUUUUUUAUAUUUAAUACUAUAUUUUUUGCAAACUUAAAAAAUUAUUAUUAUUUUGUUGAUAUUAUCAAUGUAUUAAAUUAUAUUGGUCAUAGGGCUGUGUCACAAAUGGACACACCCAUCGAUACUGUCGAUAAAGAAGAAGAAGAAGUGGUAGAUGACUCACAAAAUAAUGAAAAUGACAAAGAAGAAGAAAUGAUAGAUGACAAAAUGAAUCUGAUAUAUGAACAAGUUGCUCUAUUUGUGGAAUAUUGUUAUGAUGUCUUAAUUUAUGAGACAGAAAAAAAUGAUAUAGAGUCAUUUUCAAAUAUGUUUGUAAAUCAAGCAAAAGAAAAAAGCACCCAAUUUGUAAGACAAAUAAAAAAAGAAUAUAAACCUAAUAAUAUAGAAGAAAUAAAAAAAAAAUUAAAAAUAUUGAAAAAUAAAAAAUCAGAUGAAGAAUUUUUAUUUUUAUCUAUGAAUGAAUGUAACAAAAAAAUUUAUAAUGAAUUAAGUAAAAUUCCUGAUUUAUUUUAUGGGAUAUCAAAAACAAAUGAACAUACAAACAGUGAAGUAGAAAAUAAUGAUAGUCAAUUUUUUAAAACAGAUACAGUUUUAUUAUAUAGUGAUGAAGAAAGUUGGGAUUCAAAUUCAGAGAAUUCUAUCGAUUUCCAAAAAAAAAAUGAACAUAUGAUAUUUGAAAAUUCAGAAAAAUUUAAAGGUAGCCAAUUAUCUACAUGCACACAAGAAAUGGACGAAGUUGAUCAAACACAAAAUAGUAACGUUACUCCAUCCUUUGAGCAAGGUGAUAAAAAUAGUAAACCAGAACGAAAAAAAAACUCCUUAGAAAAACUAAUUCUUAGUUUUUAUAAUCAUGCUAAAGUUAUUAUCAGCUCAAAUGACGGUCCUAAUAAGAAAGAAGCAACCGACGAACCAGAUAAAGCAAACAAUGAAAAUCCUUUUGAUCAGAUUUUUAAUAUGGAGAUUGGCAUGCACUCUUCGAAUGUGGAAGCAGUGGGAAAUAUGGAAGCUGAAAAAGAGGAAGAUAAAAAAGAGGAAGUUAAAAAAGAGGAAGAUAAAAAAGAGGAAGUUAAAAAAGAGGAAGGUGAAAAAGAGGAAGGUGAAAAAGCCGAGAAUGGUACCGAACAUGAUGCACAAGAAGAAAAUCACGACAUUAUGCAUGUUGAAGUAAUUAAUAAUCAGGAAAAUUCAAUAAAUAAUCCAACUGUUGUUCUACAAAAUGAGGAAGCUGAAAAGGAUGAAGUUAAAAAAGAGGAAGGUGAAAAAGAGGAAGUUAAAAAAGAGGAAGGUGAAAAAGAGGAAGUUAAAAAAAAGGAAGGCGAACCCAACGAAAUGAAUAACCAAACAGGUGAACAAUAUGAAACAAAGCUAAGUGAAGAAGAGGAAGAUGAGGAACUAAUAAAAUUUUUAAAAGAUAAAACAAAGCAUAUAGAUAAACAUGCAUAUAGAGAGACAUUAAAGAAGAGUCUUGAAUGUAAUACAAAUUGUAAUGUAGAAAAUCAUAAUAAUGAAAAAAUAGAAUUUAUUAAAAAUAUAAAAAAGAUAUCUGAUUUAAUAAAAAAUAAAAAAUUUGAUAAUAAAUAUAAAAAAGAAUGGGAAAAAAAAAUAAAAAAUUUUAAGUGUAAUAAAUUGCAAAGGGCAUAUAAAAUUUUCUUGUCUAUACUAUUUGCCAUAGUAAAAGAUAUUAACAGAUUAAAAAAAGAAAUAAAAGAAAUGGAUAAUUUUAUAUUUAUUAAUUCAGGAAUUGAAAAGUAUUUAAAAAAUGAAACUGAUAUUAUGUUAAAUUGUAAAAAUAAUCAAGAUGAAUUAAAAGCAAAAAAAGAAAAUAAUAUAAUAAAUCAUUUUUUUUUGAAAAAAAAUUUUUACACUGAUUCGGAAAGAAAUAUUUGUAAUUAUAAAGACAGACAAAAAAAAAAAAAAAAAUACAUAUCCUAUAUACCUUUAAAAAAUUAUAGAAUAUUAUCAUGUAGUUUAAAAGAAAUUUUUAAUGAAAAAUUGUUACAAGAUAAGUUAGAAAAUAUUUUAUAUUAUAUUGAAUAUGAUAAAGAUAUACCAGAUUAUUGUAAAUUUUUUUUUAAAGAUUUUAAAAUAAAAGACACAUAUUUAUAUAAUAUACAAACAUUAUAUAAUUCAAAUUUUGUGCCAAACAUUGAAUGUAUAAAUAUGCUUAUAAAUUGUUUAAAUUAUAAUUAUGAAGAAAUAUAUAAAAAAAAAUAUUUUUUUAAGUAUGAAUAUAAUUAUACUUAUUUAUCAGAAAUACCAUCAGUAUAUUGUUGUAAUGUCCAAAUUGUAAAAUAUUUAGAAUUUUUAAAAUUAAAAGAAACAUGUAAUAAUAUUAUAAAGAAUAAUAAAAUUUAUGAACAAUUUUUAAAUCAUUUAUCUAAUUAUAUAGUUGAAGAAUCUUAUUUUAUUAUUCCAUUUUUUACAUCCUAUGGAAAAUUUAUUAUAGUUAUAAAAAAAAAUAAAAGUGAUAAUAAUGAAAAUGCAUUUAUGGAUUUGUUAAAAUAUAAAAAUACUAUUUCAUAUGAUAUAUUUAUUAAUAGUUUUGCUUAUCCUAAUGAUACUAGUUUUCAAGCAAUUGUACAUUUUUCUUAUGUUUUUAUAAACAUAUUACGAACAUUUUUCAAAACAAGAAAUUCAGAUGAAAAUAUUCCUGAAAUAUUUUAUUCUCCAAUACCAAACGUAGAGAAGCAGAAACUCAUAUACCACGAAAUGGAAGCUGGAAACAAUAGAGGCAACAUUAUCAUGAACAUGCUAUUUUUAAUUGAAUCUUUCUUUAACAAUACGAAGAAAGUCAAGCCUCCUACGAUAUUUUACGAGGGAUUAAAAUUUUUAUACAUUAUUAGACUUAUCGAAUUUUAUUAUCAAAAAGUGCAGUAUAAUAUAUAG